CCGUUUACCUGAAGGAGGAGCCGCCUCCGCCGCCUCCGCCGCUCGGGCUCCCGGAGACAACAGCGACGAGGACGACGACGACGAGGAGGACUCCAGAGGGUCUGAGAUCUAUCAAUUAAAGGAAGAAAUAGCUGGUCUACCAGGAUGGGAUCUAUUGUUUGGGAAUGUGGUUAAUCAACUUGACAUGUUAGUCAAAUGCAAUCUAUAUAAUAAAAUGAAAAGAAAAGACAAGAUGAUGUCAUUUACCUGUGUUGUGAAACGAAAAACAAAUGCCUUUUAUCAGAUGAGGUUAACAAAGCUCUGUCAAUGCAAAGAAUAUUUAACUGUUUGCAAAGCUUAACACCAAGAAGUAAAGAAGUAUUUUCAAGCAGAUACCUGCAGGUGCAUGAUAUCUAAAAUUAUAUUUCAUAGGCCUAUUUAUCUGAAUAUUAUUCAGAUCCAAGAAGGAUGGCUAUAAGUUGGAUAUUCUCCUAUCUUUGGUCCAUGACUAUGUUUGUGGGGUAUAUAAGUGGGCACAGUUUAUUUUCUUGUGAGCCUAUCACCUUGAGGAUGUGCCAAGACCUGCCUUAUAAUACUACCUUCAUGCCUAAUCUUCUGAAUCAUUAUGAUCAACAGACAGCAGCUUUAGCAAUGGAGCCAUUCCACCCUAUGGUGAAUCUGGAUUGUUCCCGAGAUUUCCGUCCUUUUCUCUGUGCACUUUAUGCACCUAUAUGUAUGGAAUACGGACGUGUUACACUACCCUGUCGUAGGCUAUGUCAGCGGGCAUACAGUGAAUGUUCCAAACUCAUGGAAAUGUUUGGUGUUCCUUGGCCAGAAGAUAUGGAAUGUAGUAGGUUCCCAGAUUGUGAUGAACCCUACCCUCGCCUGGUAGAUCUGAAUUUAGCUGGAGAGCCAACUGAAGGAGCCCCAGUGGCAGUUCAAAGAGACUAUGGUUUCUGGUGUCCCCGAGAGUUGAAAAUUGAUCCUGAUCUGGGCUAUUCUUUUCUUCACGUUCGUGAUUGUUCACCUCCUUGUCCAAAUAUGUACUUUAGACGAGAAGAACUUUCAUUUGCUCGAUAUUUUAUAGGAUUGAUUUCCAUCAUUUGCCUCUCUGCCACAUUGUUUACUUUUUUAACUUUUUUAAUUGAUGUUACAAGAUUCCGCUAUCCUGAAAGGCCUAUUAUAUUUUAUGCUGUCUGCUACAUGAUGGUGUCAUUAAUUUUCUUCAUUGGGUUUUUGCUUGAGGACCGAGUAGCCUGCAAUGCAUCUAGCCCUGCCCAGUACAAGGCUUCCACAGUGACGCAAGGGUCUCAUAAUAAAGCCUGCACUAUGCUUUUCAUGGUGCUCUAUUUCUUUACCAUGGCUGGCAGUGUCUGGUGGGUCAUACUUACCAUCACAUGGUUUUUGGCAGCCGUACCAAAGUGGGGGAGUGAAGCUAUUGAGAAGAAAGCAUUACUUUUUCAUGCCAGUGCAUGGGGCAUUCCUGGAACUCUCACUAUCAUCCUUUUAGCUAUGAAUAAAAUUGAAGGUGACAAUAUCAGUGGCGUAUGUUUUGUUGGCCUCUACGAUGUUGAUGCAUUGAGAUAUUUUGUUCUGGCUCCCCUCUGCCUGUAUGUGGUAGUUGGAGUUUCUCUUCUAUUAGCUGGUAUCAUAUCCUUAAACAGGGUUCGCAUUGAGAUUCCAUUAGAAAAGGAAAAUCAAGACAAGUUGGUGAAGUUCAUGAUUCGGAUUGGUGUGUUCAGUAUUCUGUAUCUUGUACCACUCUUGGUUGUAAUUGGAUGCUAUUUUUAUGAGCAAGCCUACCGUGGUAUAUGGGAAACAACAUGGAUACAAGAACGCUGCAGAGAAUAUCAUAUUCCAUGCCCCUAUCAGGUAACUCAGAUGAGUCGACCAGACCUAAUUCUUUUUCUGAUGAAAUAUUUAAUGGCUCUCAUAGUUGGUAUUCCCUCCAUUUUUUGGGUUGGAAGCAAAAAGACAUGCUUUGAAUGGGCCAGCUUUUUUCAUGGACGCAGGAAAAAGGAGAUGGUAAAUGAGAGUCGCCAAGUCCUUCAGGAACCUGAUUUUGCCCAGUCCCUUCUGAGGGAUCCCAAUACUCCUAUUAUUCGAAAAUCAAGAGGAACCUCUACCCAGGGAACAUCCACACAUGCCUCUUCUACCCAGCUGGCUAUGGUGGAUGAUCAGAGGAGUAAAGCAGGGAGUGUCCACAGCAAAGUGAGCAGCUACCAUGGCAGUCUCCACAGGUCUCGUGAUGGCAGGUACACACCUUGCAGUUACAGAGGGAUGGAGGAGAGACUACCUCACGGCAGUAUGUCACGUCUAACUGAUCACUCCAGACACAGCAGUUCUCACCGACUCAAUGAGCAGUCACGGCAUAGCAGUGUCAGAGAUCUCACCAAUAACCCCAUGACUCACAUCACCCAUGGGACCAGCAUGAAUCGGGUUAUUGAAGAGGAUGGAACCAGUGCUUGAUUUGGUUUGUUCAGCAGGGUGAACUUGGGCUCUUGUGAAACCUGGAUUCCUUUUCUUUGCCAUUGCAUGACUGAUUACAGUAACUCAGUAUUAUCAUGCUUUCAGUCAGGUGCUGAUUGUGUAUGUUGGGAAAGCAAAAGUGUCUCCUGCUUUUUAAAAUCAUAUUUUUACAUUGCAUUAGAAUUGAAAUAUUGGGUGGUCCAACGAACUAGAAAUUAAGAAAUUCACUCAAAAUAUAGUUCUGUUCAAGGUUAUCAAUUACUAAUUUAUUCGGUCUUUUUUCCCCUAAUAGACA
Messenger RNA from Vombatus ursinus (common wombat), 2743 nucleotides. RefSeq names its product frizzled class receptor 3 (gene FZD3). The coding region runs from base 448 to 2448 and encodes 666 amino acids. Gene Ontology annotation, biological process: non-canonical Wnt signaling pathway; canonical Wnt signaling pathway. Gene Ontology annotation, molecular function: Wnt receptor activity; Wnt-protein binding. Gene Ontology annotation, cellular component: plasma membrane. Lineage: Eukaryota; Metazoa; Chordata; Mammalia; Diprotodontia; Vombatidae. The transcript has 7 exons. The record is from RefSeq and is a predicted model, not a curated record.